GACUAUAGGGUUUUUACUUUUUGUCGAAAGGCUGUGGCAAAUGUAAUUUUCAAUUCCAAUAAAACAAACAUAGCAGUACUAAGUAACAAACGCUAUACAGAAAGGUUAACAGAUCUUUGCAUUUGCAUCGUCGAUAGGAGAAGGAAGAGUUUGAGAAUGGGAGAUGCUUCAGACUCAUUUUUUAGGAAGCACUGGGAAGGAUACAAGGAGUUUUGGGGAGAAAGAUUUUCUUUUCUUGAGAAUUAUUCAAGGUUCAUCAAGCGCGAUAAGCCUCUUCCCUCUUGGUCUGCUUCUGAUGUUGAAGAGUUUAUUGCGUCAGAUCCCAUUAAUGGCCCCGUUCUGAAGAGUGCUAGAGAAGCAGCAAAAUUUGGUCUUGUAGGAAGUUUUAUUGGAGCAGUGUCAACUGCUGGUGUUACCUGGAAAUAUUCAAGGAGUUUACAUGGAGCUGGGCUUUCCUUUCUAGCUGGAGGUGUUUUUGGUUGGACGUUUGGGCAGGAAGUUGCAAAUCACUGGCUGCAGCUUUACAGGUUGGAUACCUUGGCUGCACAAGUUAAGUUCAUGGAGUGGUGGGAGAAGAAAAGUGAAGGGCAUUAAGUUUGUGCUGAAUGCUGUGCUAAUGAGACCUGUCAAAAUUUCUGCAUUAAUAAUGAAAUGCUCCCAUGUUAAAAAUGUAAUGGUUGUUGGAUUUACUUCGGUUUUGUGCUAGAAUCCUCAAAAAUUUUGAUGGGAUCCACAAUCGUUUGUUCUUUAUUGGGAUGCGAAACUGAUGACUGCAGUUUGCUAGCAGUUUAUGCUAUUGAUGGUGAUAAUGGUUUUUUUUGUUGUUGUGUACGUCGUGAGUAUCCUGAGGUUCAAAUUUGUACAGACUAGUCUCUAUAAAAAUUGCUGCAACUUCGAGUUUGAUUCA
Jatropha curcas is the source of this 907-nucleotide messenger RNA. RefSeq names its product succinate dehydrogenase subunit (gene SDH6). NCBI's taxonomy places the organism in Eukaryota, Viridiplantae, Streptophyta, Magnoliopsida, Malpighiales, Euphorbiaceae. Gene Ontology annotation, cellular component: respiratory chain complex II (succinate dehydrogenase). The record is from RefSeq and is a predicted model, not a curated record.